AUGCUGGCGUCCUUCGAAAAGGAUGCUGACGUGGCAUCGCUGACUCAGCAGCAGACGUCAUGCUCUUGCUAUCGCAUUCGCAACGAGUACUGCUGCCACCAGUAUAUGUGCAUCUGCUCGCCCAUCUGCUGGAACGGCUACGAGCUCAUUUCUCUCGGUCAACCCAAGUGCGCACCAGCUGCAGAGCAUACAGCACCUCCCCCCGGCCAGGACCCCGUCCUCACCCCCCUCAACUGCUCGCACAAGCACGAAUUUACCUCCACACUCUCAGAUCUCGCCUCCGUGACUGCAGAAGCACGCUUGGCUGUGCGAAGCACAGGGGGGAGGGGGGGCGGAGAAGGGGAUGGUGGGGAAGGGUGGUUGGGGAGUCGUAAGGGAGUAGAUUGGCGGUUUGGGCUGACCAUGCUGCAGCGGUUCAACGACAGCUCUGUCAACCUCUCCCACUUUACUGGUAAGCUUCUCACUUUUCACGUAGAGAAGGUCCUCACGCUCCUUCUUGCCAACAACUUCACAGCGCCAGCUCUGCUGCGCCCCAUGGUCACUCGCUUCAUGCUCCCUCGCGAGGAGCUGGCUCUUGAAAAGAUGAGAAUGAAGGGAGGCGAGGCGGUACACGCGCGGUUGCUGCAGGCAAUGAUUGAGUUUGCUGUCACGCCCAUCCUUUCCCCUCGCGUUCAUGCCUCCCGCCAAAUGACGCUGGGAGACGCCCCUAUGGCAUUCGGGCUGGUGGAGUUUGAAUCUGCAUGGAACGCCGCCACCGAAACCCGCCCCCUCUGCUUCGAAAGACUCCUCCUCCCGGGGGUUCUCAAGGGGCAGGCAUUCCCGUCCCACCCCAUCCAAGGCACCUACCUGGACCGGCACCUGCGGGCAAAGCUGGGGUUGGAUUUGCCUGGGAAAGUGGAGUGGGGGAGGGAUGGGGUGAGGGGGUGGCGGCCUCGUGUGCUUUAUAUUACACGGCUGGGAGCCGAGCUGAAGCUUCGCCGCACCUUUCUGCCGGAGAGUCAUGAGGCGCUGCUGAAGCUGAUGGAGGAGCUGGGAUUGCAGGUGACAAUGGUAGAGAUGGGUCAGUUGACAUUUCGCCAGCAAUUCGAAGCCAUUCAAUCUGCCGACAUUGUAAUCUCCCUGCAUGGAGCAGCCCUCACCAACGUGGCUCUCUUUGCCCGCCGCACGACCGCAUUAAUCGAGAUAAUGCCAUACGGCGUCGCGCACGAGCUUUACUAUUCCCUCUCGCUUAACUCCGGCAUUCCCGAGGGACAGGCGUCCACAUCGACCAUGUCGCAACCCGGCACAUGUUCGCAUGACCAUGACUGUAGCGAUCAUGACUGUGGGGCUGGCUUCUCCCUUUAUAAGAACGUCGACCUCCCUAAGGUGCGAGCGCUGAACGAGGCAGUGGCGGGGAGCGCAGAGGGUGUGUUUCGCAGCUGGGAAGACCGCAUGUCCUUUCCAAGUCAACCAUUGGACAGUAAUGAAGACGAUCCAGAGCUCAUCCUCUUCAUUCCCUUUACAACAGAUGUGAAGAUCAAUAGUAUAGCCAUUAUUGGAGGAGCAGAAGGGACCAGCCCUGCCAAGAUGCGAGCUUUUAUAAAUCGUGAGGACAUCGAUUUCUCUGUGGCGAAUGAUCUUGCUGCAGUGCAGGAGUGGGACUUGACAGAGAAUCUCCAAGGCGAACUGGAAUACACCACCAAGUUCUCCAAGUUCCAGGGUGUGUCCUCUCUUACCCUCCACUUCCCCUCAAAUUUUGGGGGUGAUUUUUCUCGGAUUCACUUUGUCGGGCUCAAAGGAGAGGCCACGCAGAACAAUCGGCGAGCAGUGCCUGCAGUGGUGUAUGAAGCACAGGCCAACCCCAGCGACCAUGAGGUUCCGGCUGACAUGGGAGUCCCGAAGCUUCUUCAGGACAACAAAAUAUCGAAAGUGAAACUUUUUAAUGCUGACCCGCAAGUCAUGAAGGCCCUCGUUGGAUCCAAGCUGGAGGUGACGGUGAUGGUAGCCAAUGAACUGCUGAACGACAUGGCCAUGAAUCCCAAGAAGGCUCAGGACUGGGUUGACUAUAACGUCAAGAGAUACGCGUUCCCAGGAGGCGCCGAUAUAAGAUACGUUUCUGUCGGAAAUGAGCCGUUUCUGACAUGGGACAAUGGAGAGUACAACCUCGUUUUGGCGCCAGCCGUUCAGAACAUCUAUGACUCUUUAAAGGCUGCUGGAUUGGACCAGAAGGUUAAGGUUACUGUCGCGUUCAAUGCUGACGUCAUGGGAACGUCUUACCCUCCGUCGAAAGCAUCUUUCCGGCAAGAUAUCGCCAACCAGAUGCGAAGAAUUGUCUCGCUAUUCAGUGAAACCGGAGCUCCAUUUUCAGUCAAUAUUUAUCCGUUUCUUAACUUAUAUCAGCAACCAGGAGUCUUCACAAUGGGCGAUAUCUUCCUGGAUAGACCAAAUGAGCGGAACUUUACAGAUCCAGGGACUGGCUUGGUUUACACGAAUGUGUUUGACAGCACGUACGAUGCCAUCUUGACAGCACUAUCAAGGAUCGGCUUUCCAGAUCUGCAAGUCAUUAUUGGUGAAAUCGGCUGGCCUUCUGAUGGGCAAGGUUCACUUAAUCCGUAUGCCAACAAUGAUUAUGCUCAAGAGUUCAACAAUGCCAUCAUCCAGCACAUGCUAAGCGGAUCAGGCACGCCUUUGCGCCCUGGCAAGCAGAUUGGAGGAUUCAUAUUUGGGUUACUGGACGAAGACAUGAAAAGCACACUACCUGGAACCUUUGAGCGCCAUUGGGGCAUCUUCCGUGCGGAUGGAACCCUCAAAUACAACCUAGACCUUACAGGGAAGGGCAAUCCAAAUGCUCAGCUUGUGCCAGCAAAAGACGUGGCAUUCUUUUCACGGCAGUGGUGCGUGGUGAAGCAAGGAGCCAAUCCUGCAAAUGUUGCUGCUGCUUUGACAUACGUCUGUGGGGGCGAUAAAAGUGUGGACUGCACCCCAAUCCUGCCAGGAAGUUCGUGCUACUUCAACAACAAGCUGGAAGAUGUCGCCUCUUACGCUUUCAAUUCCUACUUCCAGCUCCAGAAUCAGAGCCAGGCAUCCUGUGAUUUUGGGGGUUCUGCUCAGAUUGUCACCGCCGAUCCAUCAAAGGAUGGAUGCAUCUUCUUCAUUGGCAUGGAUCAAGCCAGCAUGCUGAAAUCCUCGUCCAGGAAACACUGGAUCACUUUGACACAUGCAGCCUUUGGCUGUACCUUGGCAAUGCUACUGAUAUGGUUCCUUUGA
Messenger RNA from Closterium sp. Yama58-4, 3246 nucleotides. The record is from the annotation of a GenBank genome assembly. Lineage: Eukaryota; Viridiplantae; Streptophyta; Zygnematophyceae; Desmidiales; Closteriaceae.